Messenger RNA from Exaiptasia diaphana, 5922 nucleotides. RefSeq names its product protein piccolo. Bases 181 to 5571 code for a protein of 1796 amino acids. Lineage: Eukaryota; Metazoa; Cnidaria; Anthozoa; Actiniaria; Aiptasiidae. Gene Ontology annotation, cellular component: extracellular region. The record is from RefSeq and is a predicted model, not a curated record. Gene Ontology annotation, molecular function: chitin binding. The transcript has 11 exons.
UUGCGAACCGGAGUUUUUGAAGCGAUGGAACGAAGAACUACAUAUUGACUGGGAAAAAAGAAAAAGUUAAGCUAAAUUCUACACAACUGGGAAAGCGGGCAGAAGAGGACAAAUCUCUAACAAACCAACCUAACCAGCGGUAAGAGCUUUAACAAAGCUCUCAGAACUGGUAAAGUCAAAAUGAAGACACCUGGUCUUUCAUUGCCUGUCUUGGUUUUCCUUCUUUGUCAUAUUUUAACAAUUCACGGAAGGAGCAUUAAGAAGGCACACGGCAAAACGCAUGACAAAGAAAAAGAUAACGCAAAUUUCUGUGAUGGCAAAGACGAUGGGGUAUAUGCAGACCCAAGCGAUUGCAGCUCAUAUUACGAAUGCAAAGACGGCGAGACAUCUAAAAAGACUUGUGACAAAGGUCAAUUGUUCAAUGAGGCCAUAGGGAAGUGCGACGACGAAAAUAAUGUCAAUUGUCCACAACCACCACAACCCCCACAGCCGCCGUUACCACCGCAAGAACCACAGCCACCGUAUCCAAUACAGCCACCACAGCCGCCGUUACCACCGCAGGGACCAUUGCAACCACAGCCCCCUCUGGAACCACAGCCACCUGCCCCGGCGCCUGCACCUGCACCAGCGCCUGAAGCUCCACAGCCACCUGCCCCGGCGCCUGCACCAGCGCCUGAAGCUCCACAGCCACCUGCCCCGGCGCCUGCACCUGCACCGCCAAUGCAAAAAAAGAAAGCAAAGAAAGCAAGGGAUUCUAAAAGUCGUAAAGAAGACAAAGUUGAAGAGUCUAAUAAAGACAAGAAAAAAGAUGAUCCUAAUUUUUGUGAUGGAAAAGACGAUGGAGUUUAUGCAGACCCACAGGAUUGCAGUUCAUAUUACGAAUGUAAAGAUGGCGAGACUUCCAGAAAGACCUGUGAAAAUGGACAACUGUUUAAUGAGGCGAUAGGCAAGUGCGACAAUGCAAAUAAUGUAAAUUGCCCACAGACACCACAACCACCGCAACCGGUGCAGCCGCCGUUACUUCCGCAAGAACCGCAGCCACCGUAUCCGCUACCUGCACCUGCACCGGCGCCUGAAUAUCCACAACCUGCACCGUUACCUGCACCAGCGCCUGAAUAUCCACAUCCUGCACCCGCGCCUGCACCGGCGCCUGAAUAUCCACAGCCUGCGCCCGCGCCUGCACCAGCGCCUGAAUCUCCACAGCCUGCGCCCGCGCCUGAACCUGCACCAGCGCCUGAAUCUCCACAGCCUGCUCCCGCGCCAGCGCCUGCACCGCCAAUGAAAACUAAGAAAGCAAAGAAAGCAAGGGACUCUAAAAAUCGUAAACAGGACAAAGUUAAAAAGUCUGAUAAAGACAAGAMAAAAGAUGAUCCGAAUUUUUGUGAUGGAAAAGACGAUGGACUCUACGCAGACCCACUCGACUGUAGUGCUUUUUACGAAUGUGCUAAUGGCCAGGCUUUCCGACAGGUCUGUGAUGAAGGACAAUUGUUUAAUGAGGUGAUGGGCAAGUGCGACGACAUUAAUAAUGUAAAUUGUCCACAACAGCGGAAGAAAGCAAAAGACUCUGGAAAAGGAAAAGGAAAAGAUGACGCUAAUUUUUGUGAUGGAAAAAAAGAUGGAGCCUAUGCAGACCCAAGCGAUUGCAGUGCAUAUUAUGAAUGCAAAGAUGGCGAGACAUCUAAAAAGACUUGUGACAAAGGUCAAUUGUUCAAUGAGGCCAUAGGGAAGUGCGACGACGAAAAUAAUGUCAAUUGUCAACAACCACCACAACCKCCWCAGCCGCCACAACCACCGCAAGAACCGCAGCCACCGUAUCCAAUACAACCACCACAGCCGCCGUUACCACCUCAGGAACCUCAGCCGCCACAGCCACCUGCACCGGCGCCUGUACCUGCACCGGUGCCUGGACCUGUACCUGCGCCUGAGCCUGCACCGGUACCUGCACCUGAGCCUGCACCAGUACCUGCACCUCCUCAGCCGGCGCCUGCACCCCCACCUCAAAAAAAGAAAGCCAAGAAAGCAAAGAAAGCAAAGGAUUCUAAAAAAGGUCGUAAAGACUCCUCUAAAGAUAGUGAUAGCAAAAGGAGAAACGUGAGAAGUCUGGAUGAAAACGUUGAAGAAAAUCUGCACGAAAAAACUUGGAUGCGAUCACGAAAACAUAGACGCCAUCAUCAUCAUCUGCACAAGCGCUCAAAAUUUCACCAUCAUAAAAGACACAGAUUUCACAUCAAAAGAUUAAAAGCUUCAAGAACAAAGAUACAUUCGGGUGAAAAAAGAACGCCAAAUAAAGGUCUGAAUGUCAGGCUAAAAGUUCAAUUCAAAGGACCUAAUUUGAGUGGAACACUUGUGUCAAAUGAUCCACUAAACCCAAAAGAGGGCGAUGUUACUGUAGCAGCUGUUCAAAAUGCAGAACAAGGUGAUCCCAGCCCAGUACAAACUUCUACAUACCAUGAUCAGCAAAACAUUGUAGCUUCGAUACAGCCGAAGCAAGGAUUCUCUCAAAAUCCUUUUAAUUUCGGUGACAACAUUCAAUCAUUGAAUGAUGCCGCCGGAAAGCCAAUAAAGGGAGAUGUAGUGGUUCAAGCGUCGAGAAUGCAGGAUGGAACUGUUCAGACAUCAACCAGUGUCAGGCCAAAGGAAAAUGCUGGAAUCGAAAACGCAAGGUUUCAGGAUGGUGGCAACGAAAAUCAUGCCAUUAUUUCCCCUGAAAAUCUUGCAUCUAUGUUAAGAGAUAGCUUUCAAACUCAAUCGAAAGUUGUACAAUUAAAAGAAGGAAAGCACAAUUCCGAAGUUCUUGGAUCAGGUCGUCCUUUAAAUAGGACAGAAUCUAAUAAACUUGACAAAGAGAAGAAGGAAAAUUCAAAAACAUUACAAGGAAUAUUGGAAACCCUUAAUCUCAUUAAAGCUGUAUCCAAGGGUAACUCAACAACCAAGGAAAGCAAAGGAGAAGACGAUAAGUCCAACAGCAGCAAGCCAGCUGACGCAAAGGAGAAAUCCGAAAACUCCAAAAGCACGUCAGAAAGUAAAAAUAAUCCAGAACCUGACACAUCAAAAUACAAGUCCGGACCAGCCAGUUCCCAAGAAGAAAAGCAAACUACAGAGCAGACGUCACAGCAAAAUCCGGGUGGAAUUCUACUCCUAAUUAACAAGAACUCUAACAAYUCUUCCAAAGAUAAAGAUCAGGGGAAUAAAUCAGGCGGCAAUGCUAUUGUUAUAAUGCCUAAUAUAGGAACCAAAUUGCCUUCUUCAAAUAAAGGAAAAAACGAUGGUAAAGAUGAAAGMUCUUCAAAGAACGCGGGAAAAGAUGAAAGUAAGGGUGAGAGCUCUUCAAAGAACGGAAAAGACGUUGAUAAAGGUGAGGACAGAGUAAAGAAUAGAAAAGAUGAUGGUAAGAUUGAAGAAGUGAAAAAUACAAAGCAAGGAGAAUCAACUUCUACUGACAAAAAACCUGAGACAAAAGUAAUUGAAAAAGAAACACCAAAGCCCAAGGAUUCAGAUACGCAAGCAACAUCUGAUGUGUCUGUCAAAUCAGAGAAGUCCGAGAAGCCCAAAGACAGUGAUAUCAACCGUGAUAAACAAGACGCUACGGCRAUAUCCGGUUUAAUAGGACUUAUAGGGAACAUAGUGCAAAAUAAGCUCCAGAGCAAAUUAAACGGAAGUCARAUAGAAUCGAAGUUAUCCCUCGAUUCUAACAAAAACAAAACAAAACAAGAUCUUGGAAAGAACAUCACCAUCGGGAGAAUUAACAUCUCCUUGCAAUCUGUUGACCAAGGAAAAUCCCCAGAAAAUUCAAACCCUGGUUUACCUGAAGCUAUUUCACGUUAUCAUCCAACGGUAGCAAUGAAACCCGAAAGAAAUUCGCCGAGCAUUCAGGAAGAUGGAAGACCAAAUGGGCGUUCAGAACAAAGCAGCGCAAAACUUCCAGACAAUGKCCCAACGUCUGUUACAUUGUCCCAGGACUAUGACAAACCUGUCAACCAAGAACCAGAUUUGAAAACCGCUUAUAAUGAUACCGUUAUCACUACAAGUUCUAAAGCACAAUCAGUGCCAAUAAUGCGCAUCCGUCUAAAAGGUCCCUCUAACGACGCUGGAACUGAGCAAGACAUGACCUURCAAAACAAAGAAACUCACAGCGCAAUAAUCGUCAACUCUGUUAAAAAUAGCGAUGCAGCACUAAAGGAUGAUGCUGGAAAUAAGCCAAAACCUCUUCAUACAACAACAGUUAUCAUAAGAAAUUACAAUAAGGAGCCAAAAACUGUUAGUUACGGAUCAGAGGACCAGUUCGAUACUCUUCCCAUGAAAGGAAGCGACAACUUUGAUGCUUAUGGCAAUAGAAAAUUGGCUUCCCCAGUCAUAUCAAUGAACGAUGCUGAUGAUUUGCUUGCUGGAGACAAAGCACUAAUUGACAACUCAGCAAUGCAAAACUCGUUGUUUAACCCUGAAGCAGCUACUUUCUCUGAGCGUAAGGAAGACAGCAUGCGGAUGGCUAAACAGCAUMACUUAGGAGGAACUGCAAUCGGGAAAUCAGAGGAUGAAGACUUUGCCCAAGCUCUUCUGCACCAGGAGGACAGGCCAAAGCCUCAAGGGAAAAUGACUUACAAAGAAAACACCCAAAGUGGUCAAGCAUCAAUAAACUUGCCAAGCGAGAAAGCACAAGCUUUUAACAAUCACAGGUUUAAAGAAGUUGAGAAACCACAUAUGGCACGGCCACAUGGCCCUGUUGUAAACGGGUAUAAUAACUAUGGACAGCAGCAAAACCAAGGAGAUUUUGGAAGUAUGCAGUCCCAAGGAAUGAAUGAUGUUCCAGCAGGGAUGAAURUAGGUAGAGGAGUGCAAAUGGGAGYGAACCAAGGYAUGGAGAUGCAGCCAAUCAAAGGAAAUACCCAAGAWAUGGAAAAUAGCAUGAAACAAGCGCUUUCUAAUAUGCAAGAUAUGGCCAUGAAGCAAAUUCAAGACAAAUACCCCGGGAUGCAGAUUACCAUGAAAUCAAAUGAUGAUAGCGAGGACAGUGAAGAAGAACAAGAACAAGAACAAGARCAAGAGCAGUCGCAAGAAAGUGGUGAUAAUCAAGAAGAAGCUUCUACUGGAACAACUCAAGAAUCGCAACAAAGUGUAGAGGAAGAAAAAGGCAAGCCUGAAAAAAGCAAACCCGAAAAGGACAGCAGCACCAAAGGRAAGGAAAGUAAUAAAAGCGGCAAAUCCAAUUCGAAAGAGCAAGACAAAAAAGAGGAUGGAAAAGAGAAAGGAUCAAAAGAAAAAAGCGGCGAAAAGUCGCAAUCAGAUCAACAAAUUCCAGCCAAAGUUGAAGUGAAGAAAAUAGAUCCCAAGGAAAUGUGCAAGGAGAAACCAAGCGGUGUGUAUGCAACUGACGAAGACCCCAGUAARUUCAUCAUUUGCUACAAUGGAGUGACUGAAGAAAGGCAAUGUUCCAACGGAAUGGUAUUCAAUCCAAGAGAAAAAGUCUGCGAGACUUCAAGCAAGUUGCAGGACAAGCCCAAAGUAGAAACCAGCGGUAAAAUUGUCCAUGACGGAAAAGCUGAUAAGAGCUCMCCUUUCAAGACAAUUACCUAAACACUGAACUUUGUGAAAUAGAGUACCAUUCAGUCAGAUAGCAUGUUGUAUAACCUAGUUAGCAAAUUUUUAGAUUUGAUAACACUUCACUACCAAAUUCAUAUGAUUUCUUACUUUAUGAUCGUUUUAUUUGAGUUUUAACUUAAGGACAUGAAUUGAAUUUCCCAAAAGAGCAGUAUGUCUAUGCUAUUCUCUGAAAAAGGCCGGCAAUGAUAUAUAUAUAGAGAGAAAAUAUUUAUUUGCUAAAUGAAUUUGUUAUUGUUUGUGUUAUAGAAAACUGAAUUAUAAUUGAGAAAUUAAAUCAUGUGUAACAUUGAUAUUGAAAAUUAAAAAUUUAAGAUAUUAAAAUGA